AUGAUGAUGAGCCCAGCUUUCGCAACGACUUUGGCAUAUGAUCCUACCGGCAAUCCGUACCAAAUGGCAUAUCCGGCCGGUGCAACAAUUUAUCCAACUGCACCGUUUCCGGUCCCUGCUGCAGCUGAUCCUCGCACGUUUGAGAUGAUACCACAUCGAAUUUUUACUACGGAACUUGAUUUGCGUUUGUUUUUCGAAAAAUUUGGUCAUGUCCGUGAAGCGAAAGUAAUUCGUAGCAGUGAGGGGACAUCUAAAGGAUAUGGUUUUAUAACGUUUGAUACAGAAGAUGAAGCAAAAACUGUCAUGCAGAUUAGCGCGAACCAGGAAGCGGAAAAGCUUGAAUUCAAAGGACGUCGACUGAAUCUUGGACCGGCUAUUCGCCGUAUGAUUCAUGGUCCGCGUUUCGCGCCAGAAUAUGCUAUUGCAACACCAACAGGACAAAUACUAACUACAUCAGCAUUCGGAGGGGUUACUUAUGCGUUGACACAAUCACCAUUUGUUGUGAUGCCACCACCAAAUCAGAUGCAACCAUUUGUCUACUCGCCGGUUUCUACUGUUGCACCAGCACAAUAUACACUUUCGAAUACUGACGCAGGGAAUAACAGAGUUCAGCAAUUCGUUGCAAAUAACGCUACAGCACCAAUGGUGCUUGUACCAAAUAAUGGUAAUACGAUAAGUCCACAUGAUUCUCCGCGUACAAAUGGUAUGAGUGGACAACCACAAGCAGUUAAUGGUUCGGUGCAUAUUCCAGCUGCUGGACAACCACCACAGCAGCAGCAGGCAUACGUGAGCAUGCAGCAAAUAGCGCAAGUAACUACUCAACCGCUUACACCAAUGACACCAUCAAUUGCUACACAGCGUGCAGCGCUUUUUCCACCACCAGCUGCUUAUUAUGCUCCAACUGCGCCUGCUAACGAUAUGACUCAUUACUCUCAAAUGACUGCGCCAACAUAUUUCUUUGCUCCUGGUGGAUAUCAAGCUAUUGAUGGGAGUGGACAAACUGCUGCGAUGGCGAUUCCAGCACCGAAUCCGAUUCAGUUGGUACCGCAACCGAUAACACCGCAGACUCCGCAACCAUGCUUCUAUGACGAAAGUAUGAUUGGUGGUUGGCAAAAUCCAGCCGAAGUUCGUCCUACAAGUACUCCUCGACGUAGUCCGAUGAAGUCAGUUGUGUCACUUCCAAAUCAACUUGGUCAAGUUAAUCUGCAACAAUAUGAACGCAAGGAAUGUCAACAAGGAGGAAAUGUUGCAGCUGCUACUAACAAGCAGUUCCCAUGA
Loa loa (African eye worm) is the source of this 1278-nucleotide messenger RNA. RefSeq names its product DAZ protein 1. NCBI's taxonomy places the organism in Eukaryota, Metazoa, Nematoda, Chromadorea, Rhabditida, Onchocercidae. The transcript has 9 exons. The coding region runs from base 1 to 1278 and encodes 425 amino acids. The record is from RefSeq and is a predicted model, not a curated record. Gene Ontology annotation, molecular function: RNA binding.